Molecule: messenger RNA, 828 nt
Organism: Magnolia sinica
Lineage: Eukaryota; Viridiplantae; Streptophyta; Magnoliopsida; Magnoliales; Magnoliaceae
Product: reticulon-like protein B9
Exons: 5
Coding region: 79-735 (218 amino acids)
Source: RefSeq, a predicted model, not a curated record
AAGCUUAGUACCACAACUCCUAUAUCUAAUCCCUUGUUAAAACAUCAAUGAAAACCACACGUUUUUUUGUACAAAAUCAUGUUGUUGAUCCGUUCAUCUUCGAGAUCAUAUGACUCGGCAAAGCUCUUCGGUCGCCGGAGAUCCCUGCAUGCUGCCCUCGGAGGAGGAAGAGCUGCGGAUGUCAUCUUAUGGAGGGACAAGAACUUAUCGGCGACCGUUUUGGCUGGCACGACAAUGAUUUGGUUCCUUUUCGAGAUCGUCGGAUGCCAUUUUGUGACACUUGUGUGUCAUGUCUGCAUCAUCGUCAUGAUCGUCAUCUUCCUCUGGUCCAAAGGCGCCACUCACUUCAAUCGGACGCCUCCCAAAAUCUCAGACAUCAUGUUAUCCGAGCGUACAUUUGAGGAUGUUGCAUUGGCCUUUCAUGCCAAAUUGCUUAUUUUCAUUUCGAUCCCCUAUGACGCCGCACGUGGGAAAAACAUGAAACUCUUUCUUAUGGCAAUUGCUUCACUUUGGAUAUCAUCAGUGGUAGGAAGCUUCUGCAGCUUCACAAGUUUCCUCUAUUUUGGUGUCAUUUGCAUCCAAACCCUUCCAGCAUUGUAUAAGCGAUAUGAACGGGAGGUGGAUUUUCUCAUGGGGAGGGGAAAUCGUAAUGUGAAGAAAUUAUAUAAGAAAUUCAAUUCUGAUGUUCUUAAAAUGAUUUUGAAGGGGCCCGUGAAAGGGAGGAAAUUUAAAUGAACACAGCUGAAGUUUAGUAGAUGUUUCAUGACAUUUAUGAAAAUUGGCUACUUCUUGAUACAUCUCAUUAGUUAAGGAUUGUUUUCAUUUUCA